AUGCUGUGGGGCAUCAGUAGAAGGCAGCGGGUCACUGAUCGGGGCCCUGUGCUUGUGAACACCUUGGUGGAUUAUUACCUGGAAACCAACUCCCAGCCGGCUUUGCACAUCCUGAGUACCUUACAGGAACCGCAUGACAAGCACCUCUUGGAUAAGAUGAAUGAAUACAUGGGCAAAACCGCCACCCGCUUGUCCACCCUCUCGUUGCUGGGCCACGUGGUCCGCCUGCAGCCGUCCUGGAAGCACAAGCUCUCCCAAGCCCCGCUCUUGCCUUCUCUGCUGAAGUGUCUCAAGGUGGAUACUGACGUCGUUGUGCUUACAACAGGUGUCCUGGUAUUGAUCACCAUGCUGCCGAUGAUUCCACAGUCGGGGAAACAGCACCUGCUUGAUUUCUUUGAUAUCUUUGGCCGUCUUUCAUCCUGGUGCCUGAAGAAACCAGGCCACGUGACGGAGAUCUACCUGGUCCACCUCCAUGCCAGCGUGUAUGCCCUCUUUCAUCGCCUCUACGGAAUGUACCCCUGCAACUUCGUCUCCUUUCUGCGCUCUCACUAUAGUAUGAAGGAAAACUUGGAGACUUUUGAAGAAGUGGUCAGGCCAAUGAUGGAGCAUGUGCGAAUUCAUCCGGAGUUGGUGACUGGAUCCAAGGACCACGAACUGGACCCUCUAAGGUGGAAGGGGUUAGAGACUCAUGAUGUUGUAAUAGAGUGUGCCAAAAUCUCUCUGGACCCUGCGGAGGCCUCCUCUGAAGAUGGCUACUCUGUGUCCGAGCAGCUCGCCGCGCGGCCCCCUCGCCGUCCAGCCGAUGUCGCCGCCAGCCCUCACGCGGACACACAGAAUAGCUAUGGGAGUGCUGCUUCUACCCCUCACCCCUCUUCUCGGCCGACGUUCAACACACCAGGGCAGCUACCUCAGAGUUCCCUGUCGACACGGCUGUCAGCUGAGCCGUCGCAAGCCGCGCUCUGGAGCCCAUCUACAGUUUGUGGUAUGACCACUCCUCCAACUUCUCCUGGAAACGUCCCAGCUGAGCUGUCGCACCCUUACAGUAAAGUGUUUGGUACAACUGGUGGAAGAGGAACUCCUCUGGGAACCCCAGCAACCUCCCCUCCUCCGGUCCCCCUCUGCCAUUCGGACGACAUUUCACUCCCCCAGGCCACAGUCAUACCACCCAGGAAGGAGGAGAGAACAGACUCCACGAGGCCAAGUCUGCACAGGCAGCCCCACCUCACAAACGACAGAGUGGGAGCAGAAGAGCUACAUGGCAACAAAGGUUCUGUGGCCCUCAGUGACCUCCCAGGGCUUUUGGGGGACCUGGCUUCUGAUGAAGACAGCAUUGAGAAGGAGGAAGCCGCGAUAUUUGAAGAACUUUCCGAGAUCACCACAGCUGAGGCCGAGCCUGUGGCCCCCCGAGGGGGCUUUGACUCUCCAUUCUACCGAGACGGCCUCCCAGGUCCUCCACGCAGGAUGCACUCGGUGGCCUCUGGCGCACAGGGCACCAGCGCCAACCCUGAGCCCUUACACUCCUCCCAGGACAAGCACGGGCUAGACACACCAAAGCAAGCCUUUACUCCCAUUGAUCGGCCCCCCAGCAGUGCCCACGACAGCCCUGCCGGGCACAGGGAGCGCCAGGCUUCAUCAGAGACGAGCAUCCUCACGCCCAGCCCUUGUAAAAUUCCCCGGCAGAGGAGCGUGGGCUUGGGAAGCGGGCAGCCACCCCCGUAUGAUCACCUCUUUGAAGUGGCCUUGCCAAAGACUGCCCAUCACUUUGUUAGCAAGAAGACCGCGGAACUGUUAAGGAAAGCGAAAGGCAACACGGAGGACGACCACGUGCCCUCGGCCUCCCCGGUGGAGGUGCUGGACAGGCUGAUCCAGCAGGGAGCAGACGCUCACGGCAAGGAGCUGAGCAAGUUGUCCUUACCCAGCAAGUCCGUCGACUGGACCCACUUUGGAGAUGAGAUCCGCACCCUCCGGGACCAGCUGCUGCUGCUGCACAACCAGCUCCUGUACGAGCGCUUCAAGAGGCAGCAGCAUGAGCUCCGCAACAGACGGCUGCUGCGCAAGGUGACCGGCGCCGCGGCCCUGAAGGAGCAUAAUGCUGCCAUGAAAGAUCAGCUGAUGCUGCAGGAGGAAGACAUCCAGAUGUGGAAGGCCAGCCUGCAGCAGGAGCAGGCACGGUACAGCAAGCUCCAGGAGCAGCGGGACACGGUGGUCACCCAGCUCCACAGCCAGCUCAGGCAGCUGCAGCACGACCGGGAGGAAUUCUACAAUCAGAGCCAGGAGUUACAGACCAAGCUGGAGGACUCCCGGAACACGAUUGCGGAGCUGCGCAUGGAGCUGAAGAAGGCCAACAGCAAGGUGUGCCACACAGAGCUGCUGCUCAGCCAGGUCUCCCAGAAGCUCUCCAACAGUGAGUCGGUGCAGCAGCAGAUGGAGUUCUUGAACAGGCAGCUGCUGGUGCUCGGCGAGGUCAACGAACUGUACCUGGAGCAGCUGCAGAAUAAGCACUCGGACACCACCAAGGAAGUGGAAAUGAUGAAAGCUGCCUGUCGGAAAGAACUAGAGAAAAGCAGAAGCCACGUUCUCCUGCAGAGUCAGAGGCUCGACAGCUCCCAGAAGCGGGUCUUGGAGCUGGAAUCUCACCUGGCCAAGAAGGACCACCUGCUUUUGGAGCAGAAAAAAUACUUAGAGGAUGUCAAGCUGCAGGCAAGGGGACAGCUGCAAGCUGCCGAAAGCAGGUAUGAGGCCCAGAAAAGGAUCACCCAGAUGUUUGAGUUGGAGAUCUUGGACUUGUAUGGCAGACUGGAGAAAGAUGGCCUCCUGAGGAAACUUGAGGAAGACAAGACAGAAGCGGCUGAAGCAGCAGAGGAGAGGCUUGACUGCUGCAACGAUGGUUGCUCGGAUUCCACGGCAGGCCACAAUGACGAGGCGCCUGGUCACAAUGGUGAGACCAGGACCACCAGGCCCAGCAGCACUCGGGGGAGCAGCGGCGGCAGCAGCGAGCUUUCUACCCCAGAGAAACCCCCAAACCUGAGGGCAGGCCCGUUCAGCAGCCGGUGGGAAAGCAGCAUGGUGGGGGAGGCCUCACCUGGCAUGCCCACCACCGUGGGCUCCCUGCCCAGUUCCCAAAGCUUCCUGGGCAUGAAGGCCCGGGAGUUAUUUCGUAACAAGAGCGAGAGCCAGUGUGAUGAGGACAGUGUGAGUGUCAGCAGCCUUUCUGAGGCGCUGAGGCCAGAGCUGGGCAAGGACUCGGGGGUGGAAGGCAAGACUGCCCUGAGCCUUGAUGGCACCCACCCGGCUCCCCCGAGUCCGGACGGUGUGGGCCAGCUGCGCAUCAUGGACUACAAUGAGACUCAGCACGGACACAGCUGAGGCUGAGGGUCAGUCAGUGUUAACCCGCACGGCGUUGGCGUGGAACAGGAGGUGUGACCGCACGUU
Ochotona princeps (American pika) is the source of this 3432-nucleotide messenger RNA. It is a transcript of the gene TSC1, whose product is annotated as TSC complex subunit 1. Gene Ontology annotation, cellular component: TSC1-TSC2 complex. The transcript is spliced from 21 exons. Gene Ontology annotation, biological process: regulation of cell cycle; negative regulation of cell population proliferation; negative regulation of TOR signaling. The record is from RefSeq and is a predicted model, not a curated record. Lineage: Eukaryota; Metazoa; Chordata; Mammalia; Lagomorpha; Ochotonidae. The coding region runs from base 1 to 3366 and encodes 1121 amino acids.